CUUCUCUGGAAACGUUGUGCUAACUUCCCCCCCGUCCCCCUCCAGGUCGUGGCCAUCAAAGGCACCGUGGAGUCCAUUCCCAUCAUGCUCGUGGGCAACAAGAGCGACGAGACGGCCCAGCGCGAGGUGGAGGCGAAGGAGGCCGAGGCCCAGGCCACCGCCUGGAAGUGUGCCUUCAUGGAGACGUCGGCCAAGACCAACUCCAACGUGAAGGAGCUGUUCCAGGAGCUGCUGUCCCUGGAGAAGAAGCGGGACAUGAGCCUGGGCAUCGACGGCAAGCGCUCGGGGAGACAGACCCGUGCCGACAAGCUGAAGGGGAAGUGCAGCAUCAUGUAGGGCGGCGGCGGCGUAGAGACGUGGAACAGCAGAGGUAGAAAGGGAGGGGGGGGUCUGCUGAUAGACUCCAGUAGAGACUCCCCCCCCCCCCCUCCCGUGGAUACGUCUGUCUGAACACUGGAGCCCAGAGGACCAAAAUGAACAAGCCCGACUGAUAAUGGACUCAUAUCAGCCCACGGGCCUCAUGGACCUGAACUGGAUUGUGUUUGUGGCCCCAAAAUACUUUUAAUAAACGUAUACACCCCCGUUUAUCUGCUACCACCAUGAAACUAUUAAAGGAAUACUCCACUGAUCUUAAUGUGAGUCCUGAGACGGCCAUGCAUGUAACUUGUAUUUAUAGAUGCAAAAGAUGGAUUUAACUUUAUUUAUCCAAAGGGGAAGUUGGGUGCUGCAGUUGCAGAAAAGCUCCUACAAUUCCCAGGAUUCAUAGCAAACACUGAGAUGUAGUUGCAGAUCUGCACGGGUCUGAAGCUGAGACUCAGGCAGAGCUACAAGCUGAGUCUUUAACCCCCAGUUUUUAAAUGUUUUAUGUCAGAAAUAUUGGGUCCAUAGAAAAGUGACAAGAAUGUCAAAAAAAUGUGACAAAAUAUUGUGAAAAGUGUCAAUAAAUGACAAUAAAACCAUCAAAAACAUCAAAAGAAAAUGUCAAAAAUGUGGGAUUAGUGACAAAACUUCUGAAAAAUCAAUAAAAAUGUUGGAAACAGAACAUUGGAAAAAGCAACAAAGACGUUAAGCUUGGGACAUGGUAUGCGGGAGGAAGAGAAGGGACGGACGGCAGGAGACAACUUCACAAGGUUUUACUUCCAAAACUAAGGAACUAAAACACGGAAUCCAUCAACGGAAACACAA
Molecule: messenger RNA, 1185 nt
Organism: Etheostoma spectabile (orangethroat darter)
Lineage: Eukaryota; Metazoa; Chordata; Actinopteri; Perciformes; Percidae
Product: GTP-binding protein Di-Ras1
Exons: 1
Biological process (GO): signal transduction
Cellular component (GO): membrane
Molecular function (GO): GTPase activity; GTP binding
Source: RefSeq, a predicted model, not a curated record